CACACUUUAAACUCUCCUUGAUUCUGCACAACAAUUUGUUCUCAAACCUGCCGAAAUUCACGAUGGCUGCUGCUGCUAGAACUCUUCGCAUUGGUCUCAUCCCCGGAGACGGUAUCGGACGGGAGGUCAUCCCGGCUGGUCGCCGCGUUCUGGAGGCUCUGCCUUCGUCGCUGAACCUGAACUUCAGCUUUGUCGAUCUGGAUGCUGGUUUCGACACCUUCAAGCGGACCGGUUCCGCUCUGCCGGAUAAGACGGUCGAGACCUUGAAGAAGGAGUGUGACGGUGCUUUGUUCGGAGCUGUCAGCUCCCCCAGCACCAAAGUAGCCGGCUACUCCUCCCCCAUCGUCGCCCUCCGCAAGAAGCUCGACCUGUACGCCAACGUGCGGCCCGUGAAGACGACCGCCGGUGGCAGCCACAACGGCAAGCCGAUCGACCUGGUGAUCGUGCGCGAGAACACCGAGGACCUGUACGUGAAGGAGGAGACGACGCGCGAGACCCCCGAGGGCAAGGUCGCGGAGGCGAUCAAGCGGAUAUCGGAGCGGGCCUCGUCGCGUAUCUCGACCAUUGCCGGAGAGAUCGCGCUGCGCCGGCAGAAGAUCCGCACCACGGGCCCCGCGGGGUUGUCCACCACGGCGCGCACCAGCCCCAUGGUCACCAUCACUCACAAGUCCAACGUGCUGUCGCAGACGGACGGCUUGUUCCGCGAGACCGCCCGGCGCGCUCUUGCCGCGAGCCAGUUCAAGGAGGUCGAGGUCGAGGAGCAGAUCGUCGACUCCAUGGUGUACAAGCUCUUCCGUCAGCCCGAGUACUACGACGUGAUUGUGGCGCCGAACUUGUACGGUGACAUCUUGUCUGACGGCGCUGCGGCCCUGGUCGGCAGUCUGGGUCUCGUGCCCAGCGCCAACGUCGGUGACGGUUUCGCCAUCGGUGAGCCCUGCCACGGCAGUGCCCCCGAUAUUGAGGGCCAGGGCAUCGCCAACCCCAUCGCCACUCUCCGCAGUGUGGCGCUGAUGCUCGAGUUCCUGGGCGAGGAGGCCGCCGCCGCCAAGAUCUACGCCGCCGUCGAUGGCAACCUCGAUGAGGGCAAGUUCUUGUCGCCUGAUAUGGGUGGCAAGGCUACCACCCAGCAGGUGUUGGAUGAUGUUCUCAAGCGUUUGUAAGGGAGAGAUCAGCGGUUGAUUAUGUAUAUUAGCGAGUGUGGGUUGUGAGAGUACACAACAAGGGACAAAAGUUGCGUUCUCGAGUGCUAGGUAUGGGACCGGAAUAUUGAUGAUAUACUGUUAGCUGUCUCUGUCCUCGAGUGGUUCAGU
Messenger RNA from Aspergillus saccharolyticus JOP 1030-1, 1310 nucleotides. It is a transcript of the gene lysB, whose product is annotated as homoisocitrate dehydrogenase lysB. Lineage: Eukaryota; Fungi; Ascomycota; Eurotiomycetes; Eurotiales; Aspergillaceae. The record is from RefSeq and is a predicted model, not a curated record. The transcript has 4 exons. Gene Ontology annotation, biological process: tricarboxylic acid cycle; isocitrate metabolic process. Gene Ontology annotation, molecular function: magnesium ion binding; NAD binding; isocitrate dehydrogenase (NAD+) activity. The coding region runs from base 63 to 1160 and encodes 365 amino acids. Gene Ontology annotation, cellular component: mitochondrion.